CUUGGUUUAUAUUAGUUUAACUAGUUUAGCACUAUAGGUGUUUGUGUUAGAUUAUUAACAUGAAAGUUUCUAGGAUAGGCAAUAUUACUCAAGUUACUCUCAUUUUAUUAUUUUGUGACAAUUCAUGGGUUUUGGAUAGUUUGGUGGACAAAAGAGAUGAUUGUGUGAUUUGUAAAAUUAUUUCCGCUGCGAAUUCCAAGAGCAUUUCCCAAUUCGUUCUUCCACAGUUCUACCCAGGGGAUUGCGACACAGUGACUGGCUUCUUCUCGUUGGUAAGCGGGUUCGUUAAAGAAGGAGCUAAUCAGGGGCCGUAGGCUGACCACAGCUCUUUCGGAUCAUACAGAAUUCGAUCGGUUGCGUAUUCCAGAUUCACAAGUUUGACGUGUUAUGCAACUCUAAGGUCAUGGCUAGGUUAUUAUCUAACAUUCUCUUUAGAGGUCUCGCUGCUUAUCCUGCUACCCGUUCAUCCAGCGUUGGAUGUGGAUCAUGGUACCAAGUUGGGAACCGGUACUUCAGCUCUGAAUCCAAUGAUCCAGACACACAUGAAGAUUUUCGACCUACGAGCAAAGUUGAGAGCUCUGGCGUUUCAUUGAAGGACAUUAUCGAGCAGGAUGUGAAAGAGAAUCCAGUUAUGCUUUACAUGAAAGGGGUGCCCGAACUUCCACGAUGUGGGUUCAGCUCACUGGCAGUGAGGGUGUUACAAGAGUAUAAUGUUCCCAUAAGUGCUAGAAAUAUAUUGGAUAAUUACGAGCUUAAGGAUGCCGUCAAAGCCUUCAGCCAUUGGCCCACAUUCCCACAGAUAUUCAUCAAUGGAGAAUUCAUUGGUGGAUCAGACAUCAUUCUAAGCAUGCACCAGAGCGGAGAACUUAAGGAAAAGCUGCAAAACAUUAGCAAGCAAGGGAAAGCGGAGUGAAAACUCGUUUGCCGGGUUCAAAUUUUUCUAACGUGGACUAUUACUACUGGACUUUUUUGAAUAAAGUAUAUUCCGGUGUCAUGUUUUGAGUAAUGCAAACAAGUCCCUGUUUAUUUAUUUGCUUCUUUGUACGAGUUAAGUUCUGUGAGGAGUCACACUUACAUGCAUUAUGCAUUGUUUUUUUCUUCCCUCUCAUCUAAACUUAUGUAAAAUAAUUGGGACGACAAAAGCGGAAUUGUGUAUGUACUCCCGUAAUUAAAUUGGUUCUGGACGGAAGGAGUAAUAAUAAGUUGAAGGUAAG
Cuscuta campestris is the source of this 1214-nucleotide messenger RNA. NCBI's taxonomy places the organism in Eukaryota, Viridiplantae, Streptophyta, Magnoliopsida, Solanales, Convolvulaceae. The record is from the annotation of a GenBank genome assembly.